GCUCUCCUUGCUGUCUUUUAUUGGGGUGCCCUGUUGUAUUGUGUCUUUACAAAUGAAUGUGUUUAGUAUAUAUCUGCAAAUAUUUCAAAUGGGUCUUUGAUUUGUAUCUUUAAAUUUGAAAUGGUGUUGUAGGUGGGGAAAAAAAUCUCAGACCUUAUUCGAGAUUCAGGCAGCCAGACGUCUGGUUCAGAGCAGGGCAGGUGGCAAACAGAACUUACCCAAGUAGCAAUAGAGUUGAUUGAGUUUUGAUGUGAUGGAACCAACAAGAGAUUCUAAUAGUAGGUCACGGGACAUUGCUUCAUGGACUAGUGCCGUUUCUCAUUACAUGUUGGAGUGUAUAUUGAAGCAGUACAAGAGUGGUAAGAGUGGAGAUAAUGGACUGAAAAAGGAGCAGUUCAUUGAAAUUGCCAACCAACUGAAAGAGAAAUUAUUUACUAGUUACGACUGUGAACAAGUGAGAAACCACUUCCGGAUUUGGAAGCAAAGGCUUAGAGCAUUGAGUGACCUACAGAAGCAAAGUGGAUUGGGGUUGGAAUGCAUCUGAUAUGAGAUUUGAUGCUCCUCAACACUUCUGGAAUGAUUAUAGUGUAUAAUGGAAUUUUUUAAAUUAUAAUUUCUAUAUAAUUGUGUUUUUUUUUCUUACUUACAACAUAAGCACAUUGACAUUGUCCUUUAUAUUGCUAGAAAAAAUAACAAAAGUAUUGGAAGGAACAUAGUGUGCUCCCAAUUCACCUUGAAGUUGGAGCUUUGCUAAGGAAAGAGAUGGCAACUGGGAAUGAUUCAACAGUCCCCUCUGAAGCUGCCACUGAAGUUAUGAUGGACGUGAUAGGUACUCAGGUUGAGGGAAUAGGAAACAAUGAUGGUGUUGACUAUGAACAUAUUGAAGAAGAAGAAAGUGUUCCUUCCACUCCCAUUGGUAGUACCAGCCGUUCUCGAGGAAGACCUCGUGGGUCCGUCAAUAGUGGUAGAGAAAAGAGGAAGAAGGGUGCAGCUGAAAAGGCGGUAAGUUCAUUGAAAUCAAUUGCUAACUCAAUCGAGAAGAUGGUAAUGAGUGAAUCUCAGUCUGAAUUUGGGAGAGCAAUUAUAGAUGCUAUUGAUGCCAUUCUAGACCUCAAUUUUCAACAAAAGUUUAAGGCCAAGGAAUAUUUCAUGGCCAAGAGGAAUUCUGCCAUUAUCUUCUUGGAAACAAGAGUAGAAGAUAGGCGAAAUCUGCUUGAGAUGUACUUGCCAGAGAUUGAGAAGAAUUGAGGUGAUAAAAGGAAGUGUUUGGACAUUCUACGACAAUGG
Messenger RNA from Macadamia integrifolia, 1287 nucleotides. RefSeq lists its product as uncharacterized. The coding region runs from base 763 to 1248 and encodes 161 amino acids. The transcript is spliced from 2 exons. The record is from RefSeq and is a predicted model, not a curated record. Lineage: Eukaryota; Viridiplantae; Streptophyta; Magnoliopsida; Proteales; Proteaceae.